AUGUGUCGAUUCCGAAACAAAAAAAACUUUUUUUUGAUGCAAAAAUUGAAAGAGAAAUAUUCUACAAUCUGUUUAGCUACUUGGAAUUUUAGUGAAUCCGGACACGGAAAGGGUGCACCUGAUGGCGUAGGUGGUUUACUGAAGCAGACUGCUGCUAAAGCUCUUGCUUACAGAAAAGACAUUUCGAACGUUGCAGAAUUCGAACAAAUUUUAAUGGAACAUACUAAAUCUAUUAAAAUUUUGAGAGUAACUACUCAAGAAAUACAAUCCGUAGAAAACGAACCAAUAAAUGAAAAAAUCAAGCCAAUUUCUGGAACCAUGAAGAUUCAUCAAGUUUCCAUUAAAUUUGAAUAUAAUGAAAUUGACUAUAGAGAUCUUUCAUUCAAUAUAUGCCCUACAAGAGGAUCGUGUAGCCAUUUCUCUAUUUUAAAGUGUCCAGCCAUUACAGUCGCUCCAGCUUUUACACAAGAAACAGGUAAAAAACAACAACAACAACAACAACAACAACAACAACAACAACUUAAGCUUGAAGAUUGGGUAAAAGUCGAGUACCAAAGAAAAUUAUAUCCUGGCAAAGUCAUAAAUAUUUCUGAAAUAAAUGUCACAGUAUCCUGUAUGGAAGCAGCCAUUAACAGAAAAGGUUGGAAUUGGCCCCACAAGCCGGACGUUUGCUCAUUUGAAAAAAGUGAAAUUCAUGGAGCCUGCAGAAAGAGGCAAGGGAAGAAGCACGGCCUUUUUCUUUAA
Molecule: messenger RNA, 744 nt
Organism: Psylliodes chrysocephalus
Lineage: Eukaryota; Metazoa; Arthropoda; Insecta; Coleoptera; Chrysomelidae
Source: the annotation of a GenBank genome assembly